AUGCGCCUCGACGGACAGAGGGCUUUGAGGCGCGAGCGGGUGUUCCGCCCUCGGAUUACGGUGAACGACGUGCCGGAGCACAUUUUAGAACGAUACUACCGCCUGCCGAAGGAGGCCGUGCUUCGGCUGUGCGACGUGGUCGCCUCAACUCUUCGUCGGCCGACAAAGCGGAGUUGUGCACUGCCGGUCGACGUGCAGGUGCUGGUGGCGCUACGCUUUUACGCGAGCGGUAGCUUCCAAUCCGUGGUAGGCGAGGUGCGACACCUGAGCCAGGCGAGUACCUCACGAAUCGUCAACAACGUGAGCCAGGCCCUCGUCCUGAUAGCCGGGGAGGCGAUUUGCUUCCCAACGUCACGGCGAGCAGCGUCCCUCACUUCGAUCGGUUUCCUCGGGAUCGCUGGCUUCCCACGGGUGCUCGGCUGCAUAGACGGCACCCAUGUGGCCAUCAAGGUGUCCAAGGAGGACAAACCAGUUUACCUCAACCGCAAUGGAUACACUUCGAUUAACGUCCAGGCUGUGUGUGAUGCCAACAACGUAGUGACCCUGCUGACUGUCAAGUGGCCUGGCAGCACCCACGACAGUUUUAUGUGGAGGAAUUGUGACCUCUAUGAGAAGUUCUGUGCUGGCACUGCCCCUGAUGGCUGGCUGCUUGGGGAUGCUGGCUACUCCGUGCAGCCCUGGCUAAUGACCCCAAUCAGGGCACCGAAGGAUGAACCGGAGGAAGAGUACAACGAGGCGCUGACGAAGACCCGACAGGUCAUUGAGCGAACGUUUGGACUCCUCAAGUCCAGAUUCAGGUGCCUGGACAAAUCUGGAGGAGUACUCCAGUACAAGCCUCAGAUCUGCUGCCGCAUCACUGUGGCCUGCGUAGUUUUACACAACUACUGCAUGCGCCACCAUGUGUCCUUCAACGAACCACUAGGUAAUAUAAUAGGCCCUUUCCACAAUUUAAGCGCUCCUGGCAGCAAGGCAGUUUGA
Messenger RNA from Ixodes scapularis (black-legged tick), 978 nucleotides. Its product is annotated as putative nuclease HARBI1. Lineage: Eukaryota; Metazoa; Arthropoda; Arachnida; Ixodida; Ixodidae. The record is from RefSeq and is a predicted model, not a curated record. The transcript is spliced from 4 exons. Bases 1 to 978 code for a protein of 325 amino acids.